GGAAAAAAUGCUUAAUCAUCGAUGGAGAUUAGCCUCAAACUGAAUAUGUGAUUAAUAGCCUUCAAAAUCUAAAGAAAUUGGGUUUUGAAAAAACCAUCGAAAAUGUGAUGGUACCCCUUUGGAAUGCGCCAAAAAUGGACCCGAUUUAUUUUCUUCAAAUUAGUGCUUAAUAGACAUAAUCAACAGUGAAGAAUAGUCUCAGGACAAAUUCAUUAUCUGUAGCCUUCAAAAUACAAGAAAAUUUGCAUUACAAAAAUCUCCCAAAAGAGUUACGAAAAUGCCCUAAAAAAUCUGCUCAAGUCGAUGAUUAAUAAACUUUACCAUCGGUGGAGAAUAACAUCAAGCCGAAUUCGUGAUAUGUAGCCUUCAAAAUCAAUAGAAAAUUAUCUUUCGAAAAAAUCACAAGAAAUAUGUGAUAGUACCCCUUUGGAAUCUGUCGAAAAUGGCUCCUGAAAAAAUCCACACAUAUUGAUGCUUCAUAGACUUAAUCAUCGGUGACGAAUAGCCUCAGGCCGAAUCCGUUAUCUGUAGCCUUCAAAAUCUAAGGAAAAUGGUCUUUUGAUAAAAUCGCUCAAAAUCUAUGGUAAUUCUUUGAAAUCUGCCAAAAAUGAACCCGAAGAUAUAAUUCCCCGAUAUUGGUGAUUAGUAGACUUAAUUAUUGGUGAAGAAUAGCCUUUGGCCGAAUUCGUGAUCUUUAGCCUUCAAAAUCCAAGGAAAAUGACAUUUAGAAAAAAUUGUCCAAAAUAUGUAAUGAUACUCUUUUGGAAUCUGCCAUUAUAAACCGAAAAUAAUCCGCCAAAUUGAUACUUAAUAGACUUAAUAAAAAAUGUAGGGCAAUAGAAGCAAUGAAACAAAAGAAUGCAGGCGGAGACAACCAAAGUAAACGACGGCCCAUUGUCUCAUUUGGGCUGAACAACCAACUAUAUUAAGCUAAAAUAGCAACCCGCCCUCGGCCAGAGAAAAAUUUGGUUUCCACUUCCCAUACUAUCCCUCCGUAAAUCACUCUGAAGGCAGGACUUUUUGAACGAGGUUGACAACUUUAGUUUUUUGCUGUUAAUUAUAGUGUAGAUUUCAAUUAAUCCUACUAUUUUUCGGCGAGAAAAAUCUGGUGUUUGAACACAAUGAAUGCACCUUUGAUUGUUUGAACAACGAUAAUUACACGGUUCACUCCUCUCCGAACAAUGUUCGAACGAGGGCGUUUGAUGUUUUUGGGUAAUUGUCAAAGAAGAAAUACCAAUUGAAAAUAGAAGAAAAGCAAAUCAAAUUAAACAUUAUUGCUAGAUUAGAACUUGAAAUCACAUAAUAGUUAGUUUUGUAUACUAAUAUAUACUAAUAUGUAUAUCAUAAUAGGAAAUUGACAUGUAACUGGUUGGACCUUCUACGUCCAAUUAAGGUUGGAGGUAAGAAUUUUCCAUCAUAAUAUGUAAGAGAAAAGGUGUUGGAUGUAUUCACUCUUGACCAUUCGUCCCGACCCAUUUAAUUUAUUCUGAUCGGUAAAUUAGAUUUCAACAUUACAGUUGUUUCAAAUACACGAGAUAGGUUGGACUUGGAAUUAUUUAUUCCAAUUUCAAAUCCUAGCUACUAAUUGGGUUUUCUUCAAAUAACAAACAUCGAUACUUCCAAUGAGCAUAGACAACACACUUCCUAGUUCAGAAUAUAAUGCGCUAAGACUAAGAAUAUCAAAUGUCAUUAUGUGCAACUAUUUACAAAACGUGUUAAUAACCAAUUUAAUUAGCCUUCAAUGGCGUGAUGCAUCUUCAAUUUCUUAGUGAACAUCGUAUAUGCAUCGACAACAGAGAAUGGUAACACAACGGGUUCCAUGUAUAAUUCCUAUAAAUACACUCACAACACACGGUCGAUAUAUCUCAUCUUCCAAUCAUCAGAUAUAUAUAACAUCAUCCACUUAAUACCUUUCAACCCACUGUUCAUCAUCACUGCAAUUCUAGCUAGCGAUCGAUAUGGGUAUUCAUUGCAGGGGAAUGAUCAUGAUCGUGGCUUCCAUUCUUCUAGCGACGACGGCGGUGCUAGCCUCUUCUUCAGCGACGGUUGAAUCCGCCGCCGUCGCUAAUAGUAACGCGACCAGGCCGGGAGCACCACCACCCGUGCCAUUGCCGAGGUGCAGAAGGGGAACGAUGGAGCCGAAAGUGGCGGCGAAGUGCUGGAUAGCGAUAAUCGAGGUUCCCUUGUGCGUGUUUCAGAUCGUGAAGGCGUUCGAAGGCGGAUCGGUGUUCAGCAUCGGCAAGGCCUGCUGCCACGCCUUCAUCGACCUCACCGACGACUGCAAGAUCGAGGUCUUCCAGAAGUCCGAGUUCUUCCCGGCCAUCGAGAAGUUCUGUGCGGCCAUCGGCGGCGGCGCCUCCAAUACGACUACGACUACCACGGCCGGUCUCGGCAACAAAGCUCCGUCUCCCAAAUUAGCUUAAUUAACUGGUCAUCGUUUACUUUCAUAGGUGUACUUCUUUUUAGUUAGAAAGAAAUGAUGGGUGCAUGGUUUGAACAAAGUGUAACAUAAAUUUAAAAUAAGUGUUGUAUCGUACCCAUACUCCAUGUAAGAUAAUAAAGUUCGAUGUGUAAAUGGAUUUAUUAUAAUAUACCUACUUGAGUUUUGUGCUUUUUUUAAAUAAAAAAAAUUGGUUGGUGAAUGUAAAUAAAGAUCAAAUGACUAUUACUACGAAAAAUUUAUGAGUAAAAAUAGAUAGAGUGGUAGUUAUAAUUUUACACUAUGAUUAUAUUUAAUAAAAAAAAGAGAGCAAAUAUUAUAGGAUACAAAACUCUAGCCUGUAAAACUUGGUCGUAUCAUCGUGUCGUAUUACCAUAUCACGAUGAUACAAUCAAGGGUUUUACAUGGUUUUGCUGGCAGGCUGAAGUUUUGUACCGGAAGCCAAGCCAUAAAAGAAUGUAAAUGAAGAAAUAGUCAAAUUUUGA
Linum trigynum is the source of this 2925-nucleotide messenger RNA. Lineage: Eukaryota; Viridiplantae; Streptophyta; Magnoliopsida; Malpighiales; Linaceae. The record is from the annotation of a GenBank genome assembly.